UUGCACACAGUUGUGUCUGGUCGUGUCACUCGUGUCGUGUCGACGGUUCCAAAAUGGCAAGUGAAGUAAACGAUAUCGUUGCACAGAUCAGUGAAAAUGUGACGAAAAAUGACGAUCCAACGACGAAAAGAUUGCCCUCGUCACCCGAGGGAAUGGCUAUUGCUUAUGGCAGCCUAAUAAUUAUGGCCAUUUUGCCGAUUUUCUUCGGUAGUUACCGAGCUGUUAAACACCAUAAGGAAACUCAGCUACAAUAUGAACAAAGUGGACAACAGCCAGAAAAAAUGUCACGCAAAGAAGCAAUGAUAUUUCCCUUUAUUUCCAGUUUUACAUUAGCCAGUCUUUAUUUAUUGUAUAAGAUAUUUCCGAAGGAGUAUGUCAAUCUACUUUUAGUUGGUUAUUUUUUCUUCUUAGGUAUCCUAGCUUUAUGUCAUCUUACCAGUCCAUUGAUUUCAUCACUGGUACCUGCAGCUAUUCCAAAAACUCAGUAUCAUAUACUUUUUACCAAGGGUGAGGGUGACAAAGCAGAUCAUAUUAUCGAUUAUAAGUUUAAUCUUCAUGAUAUCGUUUGUUUGAUAUGUUGCUCCCUUGUCGGUGCUUGGUAUCUAUUGAAAAAACAUUGGAUCGCCAAUAAUUUAUUUGGCAUAGCUUUUGCGAUCAAUGGUGUUGAAUUAUUACAUUUGACCAAUGUUGCGACGGGAUGCAUCUUGCUCUGUGGACUUCUUUUUUAUGAUGCAUUCUGGGUAUUUGGUACGGACGUGAUGGUAACAGUUGCAAGAUCAUUUGAAGUGCCAAUUAAGCUAGUAUUUCCCCAAGAUUUGUUGGAGAAAGGUCUCACUGCCAGCAACUUUGCCAUGUUGGGCCUGGGAGACAUUGUUUUGCCAGGAAUUUUCAUUGCACUUUUGCUGCGAUUUGAUAACAGUUUAAACAGGAAAACAAACGUAUAUUUCUAUGCAACAUUUUUUGCAUACUUCAUGGGACUGUUGACAACAAUGCUCAUUAUGCAUCUGUUUAAUCACGCGCAACCAGCUCUGGUGUACUUGGUGCCUGCAUGUUUGGGCACUCCUCUACUGUUGGCUGUGGUCAAAGGAGAUUUGAAAGCAUUGUUCCUUUAUGAGGAUCAUCCGGCUACUCUAAAAGAGACAGGAAAACCUGCACAAACGCAAACAGAAACAAAAAAAGAAUUAUAAUAUUCGUAUGUAAGACGAUCAGUGUAACAGAAUCCUCAGUAUUGGUAUAAUGCUGUUAUCGUUUGAAAUUCAUCGUGCAUAGAGAAAAGGAACAAUAAUUUAUGUCUUACGCUCAAACUAUACAAUCAUGAACUGUGAAGUCUUAAAAGGUACAUAUUCGUAUGUUUUAUAUGCACGUUCAAAGAUAUAAUUUCAUAUUUGAAUCACCUUAAAGAACAUAAUUCGCUACAAUCGAAUUCGAUUCAAUUUACGAUUAGUAUUUUUGAAAACAUUGAUAGACCUAGGAAUAUGCGUUAUAUGCAUAACUAAAUCGAUAUAGGAAAUAUAAAAUAUUGCUUAUCGAAGGAAUUUCUAAAUAAAACGCGUUUUCUUGUAAGUAAACUUUGAAUAUAGAAUUGCCCAUGACUACUACACGUGCAAAAUAAUUUUGAUUUUAACGUGAAUAAUACGAGAAUUACAUUUUUCAUAUAGUCGUUAUAAACCUUUGGAAUGUUUUCCUUCGGAAUACUGUAAUAUAUGUUUAACUACAUUGAAUGAAUCCAAUUGCAAUUUGAUGAUAUCCAUUAAAAUUUAAUUGUCCAAUGUAAUAAAAUACUAUUAGUCUAAAUGUAUUUGAAUAGUACUAAUGUAUCUCUAGUGCAGAUAUCUUUAAGUUAAAAUUCUACAUGUCUCUGCGAAAUGGAAUGUAUAUUAUUAAGAUUGAUUCGCGGCACUCUGUGUGCGUUAAAUUCAACAAACAAAUACAACAAAACAUUACCUAAAUAUUUACUCCAAUUGAUACAGAAUAAUGUAUAAUGCUACUUAUGUUUUUCAAAGUAUACAUAAUUUUCAUAGACUGUUAAUUUAAAAUCAAGUAUGAUUCCACAAAUGCACACCGUAAGAAAUAGUAGCGAUAAGCCUGACACUUUAUAAUCGGGUAUCGUUUAAUUAUGAAGAUAGUGAAUAUCCUCCAAUUUGUUAAUGAUAAUUUAUUCAAGAAAUUUGUAUUUGAAUUAAAUACGUACUAUAUUUCUAUAUUAUAAUCAUGUUUUUUAGUGACCAAAUUGUACAAAACAUUCAUUUUGUAAAAUAUGUAUAGUUCGAACAAUUUGUAAAAAAAGACUUCGAAAGUAUAAUAAAACUACAACUUUUUUUUAAUCCAAA
Hylaeus anthracinus is the source of this 2330-nucleotide messenger RNA. RefSeq names its product minor histocompatibility antigen H13. The transcript is spliced from 6 exons. The record is from RefSeq and is a predicted model, not a curated record. Gene Ontology annotation, cellular component: cytoplasmic side of endoplasmic reticulum membrane; membrane; lumenal side of endoplasmic reticulum membrane. Gene Ontology annotation, biological process: membrane protein proteolysis. Gene Ontology annotation, molecular function: aspartic endopeptidase activity, intramembrane cleaving. Lineage: Eukaryota; Metazoa; Arthropoda; Insecta; Hymenoptera; Colletidae. The coding region runs from base 54 to 1187 and encodes 377 amino acids.